AUUCCGCAGGCGCUGUCAGGGAGUUGAGUGUAGGCGCUACAAACCCCCAGCCUCCCACUCCUCUCGUCCAGGCCUCUCUGCUCUCCUUCGCUUUCUUCCAUGUCAUCAGCAUUGGCUCGAUAUGAAUCAUUUCUCAUCAAGAAUGUCUCUACUAUAUCCUCUCUCGAGUCGACAUUGAGAUCUAUUACCUGGAUCCUGCCAGGCAGGUUCAGGGAUGCCGAGUUGGCGUCUGAAGCCUUAUCGGCUACUCUCAACGUGAUGAGCAUGUAUCAUGAUACUCUGCUAGCCCAAUUCGUGCAGAACGACCCAAAGUACAAGGCACUGAUACCCCCAUCGCUGCACACGCGUUAUACUCGGGCAUGGUCUGACAAGGAUUGGAGGUACAAAUGGGCAGCGCGCACUCUUCAGCUCGUGCGCUUCACAGAGUUGUUGAUUGAAAUGGGCUUGCGGAGGAAGGUAUCUGUACGCAACCGAUGGAGAGGCAUUGUGUUGCUUGAGCUAGUCAAGGCCGUACUUCGUCUCCUGCUGCUGAAGAUUACAAGACGGCCGUUGCUCACACCGCCUAUUCCUGAACGAGAGAUCGACCCCUCUGCUCUCCCUCCGGAUUCCGAUACUUCAUCUCCUACUUUGGCUCCGUCGUCUCCACCUGCUUCGCUCCCUUCUACUCCAGAACAUCUCAAGAAUAACCAUGUGCAAUUACCUCUGCACCCGCUACUCACUCCGCCGCCGCCUACUCAAGAACCGUUGCCUGUCGAAGACUUCCUUCUCCCGAAGGCGUUGACGACAUCCUCCGUCAAGGCUCCUACGGCGCUGGUUCACCCCUUGACUUCUCCUAAGGAUUGGCUCGCUGAAAUCAUCUACAUCCUCCGCCCUCUUGUUUAUGCAAUCAUGCUAUCCAAAGACCGGAAGACCAACCGUCCGCUCACGACGGUUCUCUUCCUGGAACUGCUAUCACGCCAUCUGCGUCGUGUGCCCGGACGAUCCGGUUCUCUAGAACGUUCAGAAUAUGCGAACAGAGAUAGGGAUAUGCUGUGGUACCUCUUGCGGGGGUCCAUCUGGCAGACGUAUACGCGACCAAAGGUUCAGGCAUUCGCAGCGAGGACUGCGCGUGUACCCUUGCUGAACAUAUUCAGUGCUUUCAUCAGGGAUUGGAUCCCACUCAUCGACGAGUAUCAUUAUUAUACCGCUCCUUAGGUUUUAAUGCUCUCAUGCGGCUUGCUCCUGUGACGAUCGUUUUGUCUGAUCUCUGUGAUAUUCAUGCUUUCCAUUGCUCUU
This is a messenger RNA of Laetiporus sulphureus 93-53, 1275 nucleotides long. Its product is annotated as peroxisome membrane protein. Gene Ontology annotation, cellular component: peroxisomal membrane. Gene Ontology annotation, biological process: peroxisome organization. Lineage: Eukaryota; Fungi; Basidiomycota; Agaricomycetes; Polyporales; Laetiporaceae. The transcript is spliced from 6 exons. The coding region runs from base 100 to 1194 and encodes 364 amino acids. The record is from RefSeq and is a predicted model, not a curated record.